AUGACAAGAAAGAAGAAGGGCCUACCCGGCUUCACCGUCGCUAGGAAGAAGCAGUCACCACCGUGCCAAAGCCAUCCUCCAUUGUCACAUGUGUCGUCGGCAACAUCGGAUCUAAAGCAGCGAAGGAGGAGCGUCGGUGUCAGUCGGCCGACGCCCGCCUCCGACGCGUCAGCGCCGCCCGCGCCGCUCCUCCCGCUCGCCGAGGCCCGGGCGCGGCUGCGAAUCGCGGCCCUGCUGCUGAGCUCCCGCUCCGGGGGGCUCACCGACGCCAAGUCCCACCUAGAGCGCGCCCACCCCCUCCUCUCCCCGCACCCCUCAGAUCCGCCCCGGCUCAAGCUCCUCGCCCACUCCCUCCUCGCCACCGCCUACGGCGUCCUCGGCGCCGUCCCCUCGCAGAAGAACGUGCUCCGCCGCGGCCUGGGGCUCCUCGCCUCCGCCUCCGCGUCGGGCCUCCUCGCCCGUGGCCCGGCCCUCCUCGGGACCUGCAACUUCCAGACGCAGCUCGCCUCCGCGCUCGCCGUAGAUGGGGACGCCGCCUCCGCGCUCUCCACGCUGUCCGCCGGCGCCUCCGCCGCCGCGGAGCUCGGGAGCCCCCAGCUCGAGCUCUUCUUCGCCGCCACCGGCCUCCACGUCCACCUCCUCUGCUGGGAGGACAACGCCGCCGUUGAGGCCGCCGUCACGCGCGCCUCCGGCCUCUGGGAAGCACUCCCCGCCGACCAGAAGGAGCAGUGGACUGGGUUGUUCUUCUACACAGAGCUGCUUCAGACCUUCUACCUGUUGAGGACAUGUGACUACAAGGCUGCCUCGCAGCAUGUGGAGCGGCUAGACACUGCCGCGAAGGACGAGAUGCAGAAAGGCCAGCGGGUUCAGGAGCUUGCUGCUGAGCUCGGCACGGUGGAGAGAACGCUAGCGCAACCAGGGUUGAAGGAGAGGGAGAGGUCGGCGCUAACGCACAAGCAGAGGCAGCUCAAGUAUCAGCUGCAAACAUUGUGUGGCUAUGACAAACUGAAUGAUGUGUUGGAUUACGGGGAUAAGUUGCUGUUGGCACCGCCGCCGAUGCAUGGGGAGUGGCUCCCACGGGCUGCGGUGUUUGUGCUGGUGGAUCUCAUGGUUGUCAUGGUGAGCCGGCCAAAAGGAAUAUUUAAGGAGUGCGGAAAGAGAAUUCAUUCAGGACUGGAGCUCAUUCGUGGGGAACUCUCGAAGCUUGGGAUUGUGGAUGGUGUGACAGAGGCAAAUUUGGAACACUCUACAAUAUGGACAGCUGGCCUGUAUUUGAUGCUUUUACUCCAAUUUUUGGAAAAUAAAGUUGCUGUGGAACUCACGAGAUCAGAAUUCGUUGAAGCCCAAGAGGCUUUAGCUCAGAUGAUAAACUGGUUUACUCGUUUCCCAACAAUUCUCCGAGGUUGUGAAAACACAAUCGAAAUGCUAAGGGGACAAUAUGCACACUCUGUCGGCUGCUUUGAUGAGGCCGCUUUCCAUUUCCUUGAAGCAGCAAGGCUGACGGAUAGCAGAUCAAUGCAAUCUAUGUGCCAAGUAUAUGCAUCAGUAUCCUACAUUUGCAUGGGUGAUGCAGAAUCAACUUCACAGGCACUAGAAUUGGUUGGUCCUGCUUAUAGAACCAUGGACUCAUUUGUUGGCGUGAGAGAGAAGACCUGUAUAAUUUUUGUUUAUGGACUUUUACUUAUGAGACAGCAGAAUCCACAAGAAGCAAGGCUUCGCCUUGCUGGUGGUUUGAGAAUAGCACACCAACAGUUGGGUAAUAUCCAAUUGGUUUCUCAGUAUUUAACAAUAUUGGGUACAUUAGCACUUCAAUUACAUGACUGUGGACAGGCCAGAGAGAUCUUGAAGUCAUCACUGACAUUAGCUAAAACACUUUAUGACAUCCCAACCCAAAUUUGGAUCUUGUCAGUAUUUACAGAGUUAUAUCGAGAAUUGAAAGAAAGGGAAAAUGAAAUGGAAAACUCUGAGUAUGAAAGGAAGAAAGAAGAUGAUCUGCAAAGAAGGCUUUCGGAAGCCCAUUCUAGUCCAUUUCACCAGGAGCUGGUGGAGAAGACCAGAAUCCAAGUUCAGCAGCUGCACAACUUCUCAAGGGAGCAGCAGGGGAUGCCUGGCCCGACAACGGCGAAGGCCGACCUCGACAUCCCCGAGUCGGUAGGGCUGUACGCUGCCCAGCCUUCUUCUGUCAAGAGGCUGAUCGAACCGAGCUCGGUGCGACGCAGUAGCAGGAGGCGGCUAUCCUGACAAAAAUCCUGACCUGAUGUCUGGGGUGCGUGCCCAUCAAAUGGGGGCAAUGGAGCAGCAGCAUGCUCACAUACCAAAUCUCUUGGGAUAUAGCAGCAAUGGAAGAAGAGCUGUGACAUUGUGUGAGGUUGUAGGUGCUGAUUUAUUCCAUUGGUUGUUUAUUUGUAGUUAAUUAUGCAUUAUAGAUUGCUCUGUAAACAGAUUAAGAGGUAGCAAAAGAACCGAGUUGGUAUCGUAUGGGUAGAAACUAGAAAGGAAAACAAAAGGUAGCUGCGGAUUGAAUUCUGUUGGUGAUCAUUUGUAGUUAAACAAUCUAAAGAUUGUGAAGUAAACGGAGGAAGUGAGAGGAAAAAGAUGAGUCGGUUUCAUUGUAUGGCAGUUCAAGGAAUCAAAGGAUAGCUGCGGUCUGAAUGGUAAA
Oryza sativa Japonica Group (Japanese rice) is the source of this 2659-nucleotide messenger RNA. RefSeq names its product sister chromatid cohesion protein SCC4. Gene Ontology annotation, cellular component: SMC loading complex; chromatin. Gene Ontology annotation, biological process: maintenance of mitotic sister chromatid cohesion; mitotic sister chromatid cohesion. The record is from RefSeq and is a predicted model, not a curated record. Gene Ontology annotation, molecular function: double-stranded DNA binding; protein binding. NCBI's taxonomy places the organism in Eukaryota, Viridiplantae, Streptophyta, Magnoliopsida, Poales, Poaceae.